AUGGAGGUUGAGGAGGCUGUCGAUCGAAGGGCCUUAUCAGAGCAGUUGAAAGCUUUCAAUGCAUCGUUGGCAGGGGUAGGCAACAAGCCUACAUUUAGGUGUCUUAAGGCCUUGGUGGACUUGCACAAGCUUGAUGUUAUUGGAGUGGCUGAGCCAAAGGCACACUUCUCUAAAGCCAGGAAAAUUAUUAGGCGGAUUGGCAUGGAUGCAGAGGUUUUUGGGGAUAUCCACCAGAAUGUUAGGAAUGCAAAGGAUGUGGUUUGUAGGGCCGAGGUUGACUGCGAUCAGUUGGGUACCCCCCAGGCUAUAGAGGCCUUGGUGGUGGCCAGGGAAAGCCUGCAGAGGACACUAUUACAGGAGGAGAUGUUUUGGAGGCAGAAAUCAAGAGUCACUUGGCUUAAGGAGGGGGACAGGAAUACCAAGUUGUUUCAUGUCACUGCCACAGUCAAAAGGAGGAUUGCCACAGUUAGUACCAUCAGAAUGGGGAAUGGGGUUUGGACCAGUGAGCCGAAGGAGGUUAAGGCAGAAGCAGUCAGGCAUUUCUCAAAUAUUUUUGCCUCUCAAGGUAGCACGGUGGAUGAGGAUCUGCUUGACUGUAUCCCUCGUUUGGUUAACGAUGAAGAUAAUGCAUGCCUUUUACUUCCCCCAACCGAUGUCGAGGUGAAGGAGGCAGUCUUCUCUCUCUCCAGUGAUAGUGCACUAGGUCCUGAUGGAUUCAUUGGGUAUUUCUUUACUGCCUGCUGGGAUUUGAUUGGGGAUGGCGUUUGUGCUACGGUGAAGGAUUUUUUUGCAGGUGGCUUCGUCCCUAGGAGCUACACUUUACCGAACUUGGUGCUCAUACCCAAGAAGGAAAACUCAGAGGAAGUGGUGCAAGACCUUAACAGGAAAACUAGAGGAGGGAAUGUAAUCCUCAAACUAGAUAUGGCCAAGGCAUACGACAGGAUGGAGUGGAGUUUUCUCUAUUUAGUUUUGGCACAGUUUGGUUUUGCAGAUGCUUGGAUUGACCUGAUUAAAAAGAUCGUGGAGAACUGUUGGUUUUCUGUUGUUUGGGGAGGGGCUCCCAUGGGCUACUUUAAGUCCACUUGUGGGUUGAGACAAGGCGACCCUCUUUCACUAGCCCUAUUCAUUCUUGCAGAAGAGGUUCUGAAUAGAGGUUUGAGGAAGCUGUUUGAGGAGGGACGGGCUGCUUACUUUCAUCUGCCGAGGGGGUGUCUUGGCAUCUCCCAUUCUUUAUUUGCAGACAACACCAUUAUUUUUACCAAGGGUUUGAAGAGCUCGUUGAAGAAAAUCCUUGGAUUUAUAGGCAGAUAUGAGGAUUUCUCAGGGCAGAUGGUUAACAGACAGAAGAGCUGCUACAUUAUGAGUCAUAAGACCUCAGAAGCUAGAGCUCGUAUGGUUGGUGGUAUUUCUGGUUUUAGCAGGCGAACGCUCCCCAUCAUUUACCUAGGGGUUCCUAUCUUUACUAGAAGAGCACGGGCAGCAUUUUUUGAUGAGCUUUUGGGUAAGAUAAGGAAUAAGAUUAUGGGGUGGCAAGGGAGGCUAUUAUCUUCAAGAGGAUGUCUCACUCUUCUAAGACAUGUUUUGGCCUCCAUGCCAAUACAUUUGAUUGCUUUGGUGGACUUGCCCAAAACAGUUAUUCGUAGUUUUAAUGGAAUCUGUGCGGACUUCUUAUGUAGGAAUUUGGACUGGGGCAAACGACAUCAUUGGAUUCACAACCCGGUGGGGAAACCACCAAUCCCGGUUUGCUGGUGGCCGUCGGCUAGGACUAUAAAGCUAAACGUUGAUGGCGCAUGUAAGGGGAAUCCAGGCAUAGGAGGAGGGGGAGGGGUAGUAAGAGAUGGGGAAGGUAAGGUCCUUUGGGCGUUCUCCAACUUCUAUGGGCAUUGUACUAGUUCUCAGGCCGAGUUAAGGGCCCUUCGAGAUGGGCUGUUAAUCUGUAAGGAGCUGGGCUAUGCUGCUUUUAAUGUGAAUUCUGACUCAGCCAUAAUGGUGCAAAUGGUUAACCAGAGGAAAUGUCAACUUUGGAAAGGGUGGUACUGGUUCGAGGACACCAUAAAGAUUAGCUGCUCUUGUCAACUCGCAGUCUCUUUUGCCUACAGAGAAAGUAAUAGAGCAGCGGAUUGGCUAGCCAAUAGUUCUUGUGAAACAGGCGGCAAUAGCGUUUACCGCUCUGACUCUGCACUCCCAAGAGGCUUUCAGUAA
Molecule: messenger RNA, 2202 nt
Organism: Telopea speciosissima
Lineage: Eukaryota; Viridiplantae; Streptophyta; Magnoliopsida; Proteales; Proteaceae
Exons: 5
Coding region: 1-2202 (733 amino acids)
Molecular function (GO): RNA-DNA hybrid ribonuclease activity; nucleic acid binding
Source: RefSeq, a predicted model, not a curated record